AUGUCAACAUCUGUAUCAACAACUACUGAACCACAAUUGUAUUUUGAAGCCAGAAUCACGGAGGAUUCCGUUAAAAAAUUCUAUUUAAUAAUGAGAUUAGCUACUAGUAACUAUACAUCACUUGAUUUUUAUACAAAACCAGAAGAACUCAUAAUGACGGUUAGUUGCAAAAUGGAUAAACCAAUGAAAACGAAUUUUACCAGAGAUUUUUUCACCUCAUAUAAUGUUACAAACAGCCACUGUUAUUCUAUACAAAGUGCAGGAAUUAAGGAAAUUAUUAAAAAAGAGAUUAAUGACUUUGAGGAGGUUGAUGAAUUAACUAUUAAAGUAAAGUCUGAUGAACUCACAUUUUCAUACAUAUUGCAUUGUAUGAUCACUGAAACAAUAGAUACUGAUUGGAGUAUUCCAGAGUGUAAUAAUUUAGUGUGCGUUGAAUAUAGUUCAGAAAUUUUAAAACAUAUUAUUGAAGGUAUUCAUAAAUAUACCAGAGAAAUAAGAUUAACCUUUCAUCCUGAUGCAACGAGUAUUGAAAGUAUGAAAAAUCCUUAUGAUCGGCAUAGAGCUAAACGGAUAUUUCCUCGAUCCAAUUUUACAAUAUAUGAUCUUAUGCAGCCUGUUAAUUGUACAGUAUUGAGGAAGACAUUCAAACAUUUUUUAUAUAUUACUAAAAGUUUUAAAAAUGAACUUCGGAUUCAUUUUAUGAUGGAAAAUGAGGACAUUCCAUUGUCUCAUCUUUAUCUAUCAAGUAAAUUCGAGAAUAAAAUAAAUGUUUACGCAGUAUUGGAUGCUAUAGUUAUAACUGAUGAAGAACAUAGAUCAUUGCAGUAUUCAGCAUCAGCAGCAACUGGUUUUGGUAGUGGUGAUGGCAUUAAUGUAUUAAUUGAUGAGAUGCGAAUAAAUCAGUGA
Molecule: messenger RNA, 906 nt
Organism: Entrophospora candida
Lineage: Eukaryota; Fungi; Glomeromycota; Glomeromycetes; Entrophosporales; Entrophosporaceae
Source: the annotation of a GenBank genome assembly